AAACCCUUUGAAAACCCUUGCUUGCUUCCCAUUCAUUCUCCUCUUUCGCGUAGGGUUUUUCCAAACUCUCGCCCUUUUCUCUCUCCAAUUAUCUCCGCCGCUGAAUCCGCCGCCGAUCAAUUCUCCGGCAAUUAACGCCGCCGUAUUCGGAGGAGAGAGAAAAUUCAGAGGGAUUAUCAUGGGAGUUGAGCCGGCGAAUUAUACCAAGGAAGAACAGUAUCAACAAAUGGAGGCUGAUGAUGAUAUUGAUCGAACUGAUUCUGAAGUUAUUUUUCAUAUUCGUCAAGCUCUUAAAUCUGCUUCUUCGGAUGAGAAUGAUGAUUACAACGAACUCAUUGGGUUGCUACAUUACAAUGAUCAUCUCUCCCCCGAGGAUGUAGCUAUGCUUGUGACAAGUUUGAAGGCCUUAUCCGGUGCAGUUUCAUGCAUAGAUACUGUGCACCAUGGGAGUCUUCUUGAUACCAUUUUUAAUAUGAGCUUGUGGAGCUAUGGUCCUGAGGUCAUGGACGCUUUGAUUGAGUUGAUUAUAUCCCUGGCUGCCUCCAGUGGUAAAUAUGUUGAUUCAUGUUUGGAUAUGCUUGUAUGCAACUUCACUCCUCCUAAGAGGUUCGUCGAAGCUCUAAAGUGGCCAUAUGGUGUUGCAAAGAAGGAUCACGUUUUGGUUAGGGUGCAUUCUGCUUUGGAAUAUAUUUCAGGCCUGGUUCCUCUUGCGCCAUCAAGAUUAUUGCCCAUUGUUCUGCAGAGAAUGCCAAAAGUUUUUAAUAACCUACAAGAACCUGUGGUGGUGUUGUUUGUAGAAAACAUGUUCAAGCUGGAAAGCAGUGCUAUUGGGGAGUUAGUUGGCAGGAGAAUGCUAAUCAUGGCUGUGGUCGACUUGCUGAUAGAUUUUGACGUGGAGGUUGGAUGGGAUGAUAUUCUAGAGGAGAAUCCUCAGAAAGGCAUUUUUGAGAUGGAGUUGGAAGACGAGCAGAUAUUGGAUGAUGAGGAUGAUGAUGACGAUGGAGGUGAGUUUGUGAGAGAAACCUCAGGUCAGAGACGUCUCUGGAAAAAUAGAGUAACUGACAAGUUAGAAAAAUUGGAUAGCCUUAUGGUCACUACUUUUGAGCAUCUAAAAUAUUGCAAAGAGAACGGUCGUUUGGUUGAGGUGUUUGAAUCUCUCCUCCAGUCAUUUCAGAUUACAGUUCUGAAUGCUUACAAGUCUAAAUUUGCACAGUUCGUGAUUUUCUAUGCCUGCUCUCUGGAUUCUGAAAUUUGUGGCACAAGAUUUGCUGAAUUUCUUGCUGAUAUGUAUAUUUGCUGCAGCUUUCCCCCACUUACUAGGAUGAGUGCUGUUGCAUAUCUAGCAAGUUUCAUGUCUCGUGGGAGAUUCCUGUCUACACCCCUUGUUGUGAACAUUUUGGGAAGACUUGCCAAGUGUUGCUCAGAUUAUUGCAGACUUCAAAGUGGCAAUUCUGAUCCAAAAGUUCAUAGAGUGUUUUAUGCUGGAUGUCAGGCCAUCAUGUAUGUUCUCUGUUUCCGCAUGAGAUCUAUCAUUGACAUUCCAAAUCUGAAAUCGCAAAUCUCUGGUUUUCCCUUGAGUCAAAUAUUUACGAGUCAUCUGGAGCCUUUGAAGGUUUGCUUGCCAUCAAUUGUAGAGGAAUUUUUACAGCAAGCAAAAUCAGCUAAUUUACUUCAUAAAAGUGGUACUCCUGUUUUUCAUGAUAUGCUAGAGUCUGAACUUUCUAAAGCUUUUGGUGGGAUUGAAAGGCUUGACAUGUUCUUUCCAUUUGACCCAUGCCUAUUGAGGAAAAGUGACAGUUCCAUUCGCCCAAAUUUUGUGUACUGGUCUAUGGUUCGAAAAACAUAUGAAGACGAUGAAGGCAGCAGCGAUGAAGAUGUUGAUGUUUUCUACCCAGAUACGAAUAGAGCAGCAUCCCGAGAUGAAGGGAUUGUAGAAAGUUUUGAAGAUGAUUAUCUUGACGAGUUUAAUGAUACAUUGAACAGAAUGUCCAUCACACCUAAAGAUUCUAUGCUUAAAAGUAGAUAUGGUCGUAAUUCACACACCCCUAUGCAAAUGCCGUCUAAACUCAGGCCAUCUAUGAGCCCGGAAUCUUCAUUAUGAGCUUCCAAUUUUCUACUGGUUAAAUGUGUUCUUGAGGAACCCAAGAAUCCAGCAAUAUGCAGCUGGGAGAAGAUACGCCACAAGUCGCAUAUGUUGCAGUGAGACUCUUAUCUGCUGAUGGCUUUUCUCAAUGUCCCAUUUGUCGACAACUAUCUCCAAAUUGAGAUCCGCGACUAAGAAUCUAGGGUGCUAGCAAAUUGUGUUGUAAUUCUCUACAAAUUUUGUUCGCUUUAUGUAAUCUCUUAAAGCCUAAUUCAUAAUUUGACGAUUAGAUUAGCAAAAUAUGUACCAUCUUAAAUUCUAGUGUCGAUGAUAUUUUUGGGGGUCGUAGAAUGUAAUUUAUACAAUAACGAUACAUCAAAGUUGGACCAUUCUGUGCUAGUGUAAUGAAAGUACAGUGAAUUGAAAUUUUAUGGAACAUGAUUUGUAGUUUCGUAUUUA
Messenger RNA from Chenopodium quinoa (quinoa), 2542 nucleotides. RefSeq names its product RNA polymerase I-specific transcription initiation factor rrn3-like. Gene Ontology annotation, molecular function: RNA polymerase I core binding; RNA polymerase I general transcription initiation factor activity. NCBI's taxonomy places the organism in Eukaryota, Viridiplantae, Streptophyta, Magnoliopsida, Caryophyllales, Amaranthaceae. The transcript has 15 exons. The coding region runs from base 179 to 2101 and encodes 640 amino acids. The record is from RefSeq and is a predicted model, not a curated record. Gene Ontology annotation, biological process: transcription initiation at RNA polymerase I promoter. Gene Ontology annotation, cellular component: nucleus.